Phanerochaete carnosa HHB-10118-sp is the source of this 1308-nucleotide messenger RNA. RefSeq lists its product as uncharacterized. Gene Ontology annotation, molecular function: ATP binding; inositol-1,3,4,5,6-pentakisphosphate 2-kinase activity. The record is from RefSeq and is a predicted model, not a curated record. Gene Ontology annotation, cellular component: nucleus. Gene Ontology annotation, biological process: inositol phosphate biosynthetic process. Lineage: Eukaryota; Fungi; Basidiomycota; Agaricomycetes; Polyporales; Phanerochaetaceae. The coding region runs from base 1 to 1308 and encodes 435 amino acids. The transcript has 3 exons.
AUGACGAGUCUGCUUGACAUUCGAGCGACUUCCCCGCGCAACUGGAAGUAUAUCGCCGAAGGCGGCUCCUCCAUCGUCUUCUCAUAUACAGGUCCCCCACACCCAUCCUUCGAUGAUAUGGCCUUGCGGCUGCGCAAGGCUCUCCUCUCCUCCCCAUCUCGUUUAGUGUCUCCUUCGUCUCUCACUCUGCAAGUCGAAGACCCCGAAGACCCCGCAAUCGCUUUUCAACGUGAGGUCGUCGCGCGAGUGCUUCCCGCGGAGUAUCUCCUGCGGCUCGAGGCCGUCGAAGUCUCUCACGCGUGGCUGGAAGAGCUGGCGGCGCUCACGGAGGAGCGGAGGCCUACGGAGCGGAGGGCCAAAGGUGCGAUUGACGUGCACAAGCGGCGCGCGGUGCUCACGAGGGACCUUGUCGAUGGGCGGGUCUUCACUGUCGAGAUCAAGCCGAAGUGGGGCUUCCUUCCGUCACCGACACACCUCGCGCCGGACACGGCCUCCGUGAAGACGACGACAUGCCGCUUCUGCAUGCACGCUCACACGAGGGGCGUGCUCGACGCGGAUGUGGCACAGGCGUACUGCCCGCUCGACCUAUUCUCAGGCGAGGAGGUGCGUGUGCGGCAGGCACUGCAUGCGCUCUGGGAUGCGUGGGUCAGCACCUCGGGCAUGGCGAACAGCUUGCGGAUAUUCGUUCAGGGACAGACGGUGAGACCGGACGCGAGUCCGUUGUCAAUUCAACCACUUGCCUCGCAGCUGGGUUUACCGGAUGAGUUCACUCUGUUCACCGUGCGCGAUGCAUUUGUGUCCCAAGUCCUGCCAUUACUCCUAGAAACUUCCCUACUUCGUAUACUCUCAAACCUCCAGAGCACCCUUGACCCGCUUGAUAUCGAGGGUCUCUCAUUACUGUGGUCUCGUGCAAACCCAUCGCGAGAACCCCUCCAGACACAAUCUCCCGAUGACGGCGCGCCUUCCGCGCCACCGUUAGGCUCGGGUCUUUCUGAUCCAACAAUUGACGACUGGAAACAGUUCCUCGGGAUAUAUUUAGCUAAGAAUUCACAGAUGGACCACGACCAUCCAGAUAUCGCAGACUUGAAAUACUACUGCCUUGCCUACCUGCUGUCUGCGACAUUCAAGGACUGUUCAAUCAUGUUCAGAAUACCUGAAGAUGGCAGAGGCUCAAUUUCCGUCAUCGACUUGGACAUCAAACCCAUCGACCGGCUUCAGAAGUGGGAGAAGCUGGACAGGGAGAUAGUAGAGGUGUAUAAGAAUGCGUGGAAGCCGAGGCAAUGCGUUGCAGUUGGAAGCGGAUAUUAG